This is a messenger RNA of Epinephelus moara (kelp grouper), 3105 nucleotides long. RefSeq names its product polypeptide N-acetylgalactosaminyltransferase 17 (gene galnt17). The record is from RefSeq and is a predicted model, not a curated record. Bases 833 to 2632 code for a protein of 599 amino acids. Gene Ontology annotation, cellular component: Golgi apparatus. The transcript has 12 exons. Lineage: Eukaryota; Metazoa; Chordata; Actinopteri; Perciformes; Serranidae.
CCCCUGACCUGCUGCGAAGUAAAACGUCACCGGAUCCACUCCACGUUUUUCCCUGCGCCUUAUUAAGCGCUGUGUGGGAGAAUCAGAGGAAAUAACAAGGCACAACAAACAAGAAGGGCGUGCAGAAUAACAGGAAAGCAUCGGUAUGUGCUGACUGAAUGAGGAGAAAAUGUGAAGGAACAUCAGAAAUCAGGACGUGUUUCUAUGCUGCUGCCGCUGCUGCUGCGUUCCCGGAGCAUCAUCUGUACCUUGAGCGGAGGAUGCUGCAUCUCCUCAUCCGCUGCUAUCUGCUCACAAUCUGUGCAGCCUCCUAAACUGCAUCUCACUGUGAAUCUCACAGCGUGUGACGGCUGGAAGAUUAUGUGCGAACAGGCUUUCGGGGAGCAGAUAGGUUGACUUAACGUUUAGGAGGUUUUGCCUGAGCAUCUGCAAGGAUUUUUUUUCCGCGCGCAGUCCUCCUCGGUCGCAUCACUGCCGACUUGUGUUAGGCGCAAAGGAGGGGGAAAGACAGACUUGAUAAUCCCCUCAGUGUUCAAUUAUUUAGCAGUAUCUGUUCCCCAGGAUCAACAUAUGCUGGUGUCUUUGUCUUACAUCCUCCGUGCGUGAUUUUAAACCCAGGCUUGAAGUGGCGUUGACACGGAUGAAAGCCGAUGGCCAGGCGCCCCAAAUUUCCUCAGAAGGGGGAUGCAACCUAAAAUAACCCCGGUGCCAAAUGCUUUCUGCACAUCGCAAACCGAGGGAGCCCUGAAUCUGUGACACAUACGGCUUCUCCGGAGACUCUCCCCCCUGCUGGCCCCCGAACAGUCGGAGCCCGGAUAUCGGCGACUUUUUAAUGGCUUUUGUGUUUAGAAGAUGGAGGGUUUUACUGGUGCUGAACGUGCUUGCGGUUGCGGGGUUCAUGACUUACUGGGCCAAGUGCAACACACGCAGCGUCCGAGCCGCCGGUCCGGAGGUUCCGGCUGACGGGAAGAGGCCCCGGGGCAACGGGACGGCGCAGGGCCCCAGCAUCAGCCAUGAGGUGCUGCUGAAGAGGCUCAGCUCGCUAGAGGAUGUGGUGUACAGGCAGCUAAAUGGUCUGUCCAAAUCUCUGGGCCUGAUUGAGGGCUUCGGGGGUCGGGGUAAAGGCGGCCUCCCUGCAACGCUGUUGCCAGCUGAGGAGAGCGACGCUAAAAACCUGAGGGAGAAGUACGGCUACAACGCCUACCUCAGUGACAAAAUCUCCCUGGAUCGGACCAUACCAGACCACCGACCCAGCAAAUGCAGAAAGGUCAGCUACCCGAGAGACCUCCCCCAGAUCUCCCUCAUCUUCAUCUUCGUCAACGAGGCUCUGUCGGUGAUCCUGCGCUCAGUCCACUCAGCUGUCAAUCACACUCCGGCUCACUUGCUCAAAGAAAUCAUCCUUGUGGACGACAACAGCGAUGACGAGCAGCUGAAAGGACCACUGGAAGAGUACGUGAACAAGCGCUACCCCGGCCUGGUGAAGAUUGUCAGGAACCAGAAGAGAGAGGGGCUGAUCCGAGCCAGAAUUGAGGGCUGGAAGGUGGCCACCGGUGAGGUGACGGGAUUUUUUGACGCCCAUGUGGAGUUCACCCCAUCCUGGGCUGAGCCGGUUCUGACCAGAAUAAAAGAGGACCACAAGAGGAUCAUCCUACCCUCCAUCGACAACAUCAAGCACGACACGUUCGAGGUGGAACGCUACGAGAACUCAGGCCAUGGCUACAACUGGGAGUUGUGGUGCAUGUACAUCAACCCGCCCAAACAGUGGUGGGAUGAUGGAGACACAUCAGCUCCUAUCAGGACUCCCGCGAUGAUUGGCUGCUCCUUCGUGGCCAACCGCAACUACUUCGGCGAGCUCGGCCUGCUUGACUCAGGCAUGGACGUCUAUGGAGGGGAAAACAUCGAACUGGGCAUCAAGGUGUGGCUAUGUGGAGGCAGUAUGGAGGUGCUGCCUUGUUCCAGGGUCGCUCACAUCGCACGGAUGAAGAAACCCUACCACAGUAACAUAGCUUUUCACACACGGCGUAACGCUCUACGCGUGGCUGAGGUCUGGAUGGAUGAGUACAAGUCUACUGUCUACCUGGCCUGGAACAUCCCAAUGGAGAACCACGGCAUUGAUUACGGAGACAUCUCUCAGAGGGUUGCACUGAGGAAGAGUCUAAAGUGUAAGAGCUUUGAGUGGUACCUUGACAAUGUUUACCCAGAGAUGAGGAGGUACAACAACACGCUGUUCUACGGAGAGACCCGUAACUCUAAAGCAAGCCACCUGUGUAUGGAUCAGGGUUUGAAGGAGAACCACACGGCCACCCUGCACCCCUGCCAUGGUUGGGGUCCUCAGUUAGGACGUUACACCAAAGAAGGUCAGCUGUUCCUGGGUCCUCUGGGAAGCACAGGGGAGGAAACUCGCUGUGUGGUGGACGAUCAGAUCAGCCAGUUUCCUCAGCUCCUCAACUGUGAGAAGGUGACCAAUGUGAAGCAGAAGACAUGGAAUUUCUCUCAGAAUGACUCAAUCGUAAAUCGAGCCACGGGACGCUGUCUGGAGGUAGUGCCGGCUAAUGCUUUCUUCGGCCACCUGCUGGUUCUGCAGCCCUGCUCUGGACAGAAGUGGGCCAUUAAGAACACCAUGAAGCCGUAGAUAACUGGCUAACUUUACUGGGACCAAUGACAUCAGAGGUCACUUUUAAGAGCUGUCACCUAAACCUCGGCUCAGGACAACUGAUGAGGCGCAGGCUCCUGGUCUCUUCAAGAGAAGACGGAGAUGAUUUAAAAGAGACGUGAGCUGCAAACAUCUCAGUGAUACAAGUUUUGUGAAAAAUGGUUGUUUUUUACAAAGCAGACAUUCAAAAUGAUGCAAGUUUAGCAUGAGGACUGUUUCUCUUUCUCCAUCUAAAUUUGACAAAAUUUCAGUGUGAUGUUGCCAUAAUUCCUGUGCCACUUCUCUGCAAUGUUUUUAGGUUUAAGGAUGGAGAUUUGAUCAGCCAAAACUGUUCUGUCUUAUGUGUGUGGGGGGAAUAGGGUUUCUAUCUUCAUCCUCAAAAUGUUUCUACAUGAUUUCAUUCUGUAUCAUGUUAUGUCUUUUAAGAUGUGUAAAAGAAUAAAACACCUGGA